Messenger RNA from Psilocybe cubensis, 1152 nucleotides. RefSeq lists its product as uncharacterized. Bases 1 to 1152 code for a protein of 383 amino acids. NCBI's taxonomy places the organism in Eukaryota, Fungi, Basidiomycota, Agaricomycetes, Agaricales, Agrocybaceae. Gene Ontology annotation, biological process: heme biosynthetic process. The record is from RefSeq and is a predicted model, not a curated record. The transcript is spliced from 6 exons. Gene Ontology annotation, molecular function: protoporphyrin ferrochelatase activity.
AUGUCUCUUCUCCGUUCUCCUCUUAUUUCUAGAGCUAUAACCCGUUCCUAUGCCACAGCCCACGCGUCAGCGAAAAGUCCCACAGCCAUUGUUAUGCUUAACAUGGGGGGUCCGUCUACUGUCGAGGAAACCCACGACUUUCUCAAAAACCUCUUCAUGGACGGCGACCUCAUCCCACUUCCUUUCCAACGCUUCCUUGCUCCGUGGAUUGCGCGAAGGCGCACACCUCAGAUAGAGAAACAAUAUGCCGAAAUCGGAGGCGGUUCUCCUAUUCUUCAUUAUACCCAGUUGCAAGGUGACGGGAUGGCUCAACUUCUCGAUGAGCUCCAUCCGGAGACGGCUCCGCACAAGGCAUAUGUUGCUUUCCGGUACGCGCGUCCUCUGACAGAGGUGACUGCUCAUCAGAUGAAAAAGGAUGGCGUGAAGAGAGCUAUUGCUUUUACGCAGUACCCACAGUACAGCUGCAGCACCACCGGAAGCAGUCUCAACGAGCUGUAUCGCAAGCGCAAAGAGACUGGCCUGGAUAGUAUCGAAUGGAGUGUCAUAGACCGAUGGGGUACUCAUCCAGGUUUCAUUGAGGCUGUUGCGCAGAAUAUUGAGGCUGCACUGGCUAAAUUUCCAGAGAACAAGCGUGCCGAAACUGUAUUGCUGUUUUCCGCACACUCUUUGCCUAUGUCUGUCGUCAACCGCGGAGAUCCCUACGUGUUAGAAGUCUCCGCGUCCGUCGCAGCGGUGAUGGAAAGGUUGGGCCACUCAAAUCCUUACCGGCUGGUGUGGCAAUCACAAGUUGGACCAUCAGCAUGGAUGGGUAUGCAAACCGGUGAGGCUUUGAAGGGGCUUGCGCGGCUGGGAAAGAAGCAAGUGGUGCUUGUCCCAAUUGCGUUUACGAGCGACCAUAUCGAGACGCUGUAUGAACUUGACCUAGAAUACGCCAAGGAGGCCAAAGAGCAUGGUAUCGAAGUCCACCGAGCAGAAUCAUUGAAUGAUUCGCCUGUAUUCAUUCGCGCUCUCGCCGACAUUGCAACACAGCAUCUCCGAGACUGUGCCUCGGGGAAGGGACCCACAAGUAUUCAACUGGGACUUCGAUGUCCAGGAUGUACUAACGCAACAUGCGGUCAGCAAAAAGCUUGGUUCAAGCGAAGCGGGAGAUAA